UUGUUCUCCUCCGGAUAGUUUAUGAUAGUUCUCCUAGUUGAUAGAGAAACACACAUUUUUCUUCGAAUACGAUCCUACUUGUCUUCAGGGCAUUCAGUGUUCAGUUAUGGGGAUCUUUCUGUUACUUUGGGUUGUGCUGCUCCAUACCUGUUUGAUGACAGGAGAAGUUGUUUAUGGUGGAGAUGCUGAAAGAGUGGCAUGCAAAGAAUCUGAAAGAGAAGCUCUUCUUGACUUCAGAAAAGGUCUUGAAGAUACUGAAGACCAGCUCUCCUCAUGGCAUGGAAGCAGUUGUUGUCACUGGUGGGGGAUAACUUGUGAUAACAUUACAGGACAUGUUACUACUAUUGAUCUCCACAAUCCAUCAGGUUAUGAUACUUCUACCAGGUAUGGAACUUGGACCUUAAGUGGAAUCGUUAGACCUUCACUCAAAAGACUUAAGUCCUUGAAAUAUCUUGACUUGAGUUUCAACACAUUCAAUGGCAGAUUUCCUAAUUUCUUCUCCUCCUUGAAAAAUUUGGAAUAUCUGAACUUGUCAAAUGCCGGGUUUAGCGGCCCCAUUCCUCAAAAUCUCGGGAACCUCUCUAACUUGCAUUUUCUUGAUAUUUCUUCUCAGGAUUUAGCAGUUGAUAAUAUUGAAUGGGUGACUGGUCUUGUCUCACUGAAAUAUUUGGCAAUGGUUCAAAUAGACCUUUCUGAGGUAGGAAUAGGAUGGGUCGAGGCAUUAAACAAGCUUCCAUUUUUAACUGAGUUGCAUUUACAGUUAUGUGGUCUGUCCAGUUUGAGUUCUCUUCCUUUGAUAAAUUUUACUUCACUUGCUGUUAUAGACCUUAGUUAUAACGCCUUCGAUUCAAUGUUGCCGAAUUGGCUUGUGAAUAUUAGCACUCUUGUAUCUGUUGAUAUUAGCAGUAGCAGCUUAUAUGGAAGAAUUCCCCUCGGUUUCAAUGAACUGCAAAAUUUUCAGUCAUUGGAUCUUAAUAGAAACGAAAAUCUCUCAGCAAGUUGCUCUAAACUAUUCAGGGGAACCUGGAGAAAGAUACAAGUUCUUGAUUUGUCCAACAAUAAGUUACAUGGAAGACUUCAUGCUUCUCUUGGAAAUAUGACUUCUCUCAUCGUUCUUCAGUUGUACAUGAAUGCUAUUGAGGGUAGGAUUCCAAGCUCCAUAGGUAUGCUUUGCAACUUGAAACAUAUCAACCUCUCACUUAAUAAAUUGACAGGAAGUUUACCAGAAUUUCUGGAAGGAGCAGAACAUUGUCUUUCUAAAUAUCCUUUAUCUACUUUGCAACACUUCGAGGUCAGUAACAAUCAAUUAGUUGGCAAGUUGCCAGAUUGGAUCAGCAAUCUUAAAAAUCUUGUUAUACUUGAUUUAGCUGAUAACUCAUUUGAAGGUCCCAUCCCUUGUUUUGGAGAUUUUCUGCACUUAAGUGAACUCAGACUUGCAGCAAAUAAAUUUAAUGGUAGUCUUUCUGAUAGUAUAUGGUUGCUUUCCGAGUUAUUUGUCCUUGAUGUCUCACAUAAUAGAAUGUCAGGUGUUAUCUCAGAAGUCAAAUUUUUGAAGCUAAGGAAAUUGAGUACAUUGAGUUUGUCAUCAAACUCGUUCAUUUUGAACUUUAGUUCUAAUUGGGUACCUCCAUUCCAACUUCUCAGUCUGAAUAUGGGAUCAUGCUUUCUGGGUCCUUCCUUUCCUGCUUGGUUGAGAUAUCAAAAAGAGAUCAUUUUUUUAGAUUUCUCAAAUUCUAGUAUUUCGGGUCCUAUUCCAAACUGGUUCUGGAACAUUUCAGGAAGACUGACCUAUUUGAAUUUAUCUAUCAAUAGUUUGGAAGGUCAUUUACCGAGUUCGUUCAGUACUGACCUAUUUGAAUUUAUCUAUCAAUAGUUUGGAAGGU
Molecule: messenger RNA, 1883 nt
Organism: Ricinus communis (castor bean)
Lineage: Eukaryota; Viridiplantae; Streptophyta; Magnoliopsida; Malpighiales; Euphorbiaceae
Product: receptor-like protein EIX1
Exons: 1
Coding region: 107-1873 (588 amino acids)
Molecular function (GO): protein binding
Source: RefSeq, a predicted model, not a curated record